Molecule: messenger RNA, 1462 nt
Organism: Drosophila willistoni
Lineage: Eukaryota; Metazoa; Arthropoda; Insecta; Diptera; Drosophilidae
Exons: 4
Coding region: 66-1319 (417 amino acids)
Source: RefSeq, a predicted model, not a curated record
AGAGAUCAGUCAACAAUUGGUUGUCGACGGGUUCGCAUCGUGUCGUAUUGCAGCUCAAAUUAAAGAUGAGUUCAUUGCAGUCACCGGCAAUACCCGACUGGGUUAAUCAACAACUUUUUCAAGGUUUAAUCAAAGAGCAUUAUUCCAAUCUUCUAGCGAUUGAAAAAUUUACAUCCAAGGCCGCCAUCAGCAUGGGGGAGAACUAUCUAACAAUUGUACUUCGAAUACAAAUUGAAAUGCAAAUGAAAGAUGAAACCAAGAAGGACGUAAACUAUAUAUUAAAGAUUCCCCUUGUCAAUGAUCGUGGUGACGAUCAUGAGUUUCACGACUUAUUCGUCUCAGAAUUGGAUAUGUACGAUCGUCUGGUGCCCGAAUUGGAGAGUAUCUAUGCUAAGAAUACUUCACUCUUGGUUAAAUUUAAGCCAUUGCAUUACAAAUUUACGGACAAGGAAAUGUUGCCCAAAUGUGAUUAUCUACUCAUGGAGGACUUACGUGCGGGUGGAUAUAAAAACGUGGAUCGUACUGUGGGACUGAAUCAAAGGGAGAUGGAGGCGGUUCUAAAAAAAUUGGCUCAGUGGCACUCGGCUUCGGCUGUAAGAGUUAGCCAGUUGGGCGAUUAUGAAGAGGCUUAUAAAGUCAGUUACUUUUCGGAGGAGCAUAUCAAAUUUAUUGACGGAAUGAACAUAAGUUUUUGUGUGCCCUUCUUGGAAUGUAUGCAGCAGGCAUAUGGCUUAGAUCCAGGAGAACAAAUUUUAAUAAGUAAUUAUAUGUCACGCCUCACCGAUUUAUAUAUGGAUUUCGGCAGAAUCAAUCCCGCUGAGCUUAAUGUUCUCAAUCAUGGCGAUUUUUGGUGUAAUAAUUUCAUGUUUAAGCUCCAUGAGGAAUCAAAUGAAAUAUUGGAUGUUUGCUUUGUGGACUAUCAGCUACCAAAAUAUGGAACACCCGCUCAAGAUUUGUUUUGUUUAUUGAUGACGUCACCGCAGCUUGGUAUAAAACUAAGUAAUUUUGAUUACUUUGUGGAGUUUUACCAUCAAGAACUUACCAAACAUCUUGUUUUACUUCAUUACAAUCGAAAUGUUCCAACUUUACAGCAAUUGCAACAGAAUCUCUUUGAAAAUAGUCUCUGGGCAUUUCUAUGCGCUCAGCGUAUGCUUCCCAUUGUUUUGCUGCCAGCCGAUGUUGAUUCGCAUAUUGGCAACUUUAUGGGUGAAACGGAGGAGGCUGUGGCAUUCAAGCGUAAAACUUUCCUCUCGCCUGCCUAUGUGGAACAAAUAAAGCUAAUAUUACCUUGGCUUAUUGCAAGAUCUUAUAUAAGAUAAAAAUGCAGUACACGUAACGAAAGAGCUGAGUAUUAUAACAAAAUAAUAAUUUUAUAUAUGAUGGGAUAAUUAUACAACGAACAAUUUGUGUAUAAGUGGAAUUUUUUUUUUUAUAAUUCGUGUAGGCAAAUAAUAAAAGUUUC